Messenger RNA from Brugia pahangi, 504 nucleotides. The record is from the annotation of a GenBank genome assembly. NCBI's taxonomy places the organism in Eukaryota, Metazoa, Nematoda, Chromadorea, Rhabditida, Onchocercidae.
AUGCAAGAAACUGCGACAUAUUUAUAUAUUUCUCAACUUCAAUCUCUAAACACUUUUUACACCAAUCUUAUAAAGAAGAAACAAAUGGAUAUUAAUUUUCAACAAAAUCAACAAACAAUAAGCAUACGUGAACAAAAUGGCGCAAAUAGUAGAUUGCGUAGCAUACAAAGUGAUUGUGUUGAUUUGUAUUACUAUUGGCUUAAUGAAUUGUUGUGCAUGGAAAUUCCGUACGACAAAUGCGCCUUUGCAUUACAUCAAUUAAUGACUGGCAAUUGUCACUGGUUUCUUGCCAAGUAUGGACAUAUGAGAUUGAGAGCAUCAAUAAACUAUUCAAAUUCAAAGAUUCAUUAUGAUCAAGCAAUUAUAUCAUAUCAAAUCAGCAUUGAUUUAAUUGAAAAUAAUCUUCCGAAGUAUAACAAAUUUUACCUCUUCAUAGUUCAUCGAUUUAUGAAACUUAUUUUGGAUGCGACAAAUGCGACAGAAAUGUUCAAAUUAGACAAUUAA